This is a messenger RNA of Sclerotinia borealis F-4128, 3402 nucleotides long. The record is from the annotation of a GenBank genome assembly. NCBI's taxonomy places the organism in Eukaryota, Fungi, Ascomycota, Leotiomycetes, Helotiales, Sclerotiniaceae.
AUGGAGGAACAAAAGAACAGGCCUCACAGGGCCCCCAAAGAGAAGAAGAAGCAGCAGACCGGAGAACGUAAUCCAAAAGCAUUCAGUUUCGCAAAUCCAGGGAGAUUGGCAAAAACUGCUGCACGAUCGCACGAUAUCAAAGAAAGACGUCUUCAUGUUCCUCAAAUCGAUCGAAUCCCAGAAGAACCUCCGCCACGUCUUGUUACAAUCGUUGGACCUCCAGGUGUUGGAAAGACGACUCUCCUUAAAUCUUUGGUCAAACGAUAUUCGAAAGAGACACUAUCAGAUCCCCAAGGACCGAUUACGGUUGUCACUUCGAAGCGUCAAAGACUCACAUUUGUAGAAUGUCCGAACGAGCUCGAAGCUAUGGUGGAUAUGUCAAAGGUGGCAGAUAUUGUAUUGUUGAUGAUUGAUGGAAACUUUGGGUUUGAGAUGGAGACUAUGGAGUUUUUGAACAUUUUAUCUUCAAGUGGUAUGCCGGGUAAUGUUUUUGGAAUUCUCACACAUCUAGAUCUCUUCAAGAAGCCACAACUUCUGAAGGAUGCAAAGAAACGACUCAAGAAUCGAUUUUGGAGCGAAUUAUACCAGGGUGCGCAUCUAUUCUACCUAUCUGGAGUUAUCAAUGGACGAUAUCCGGAUCGAGAAAUCCAUAACAUGUCGAGAUUUAUUUCCGUCAUGAAAAAUCCUCGACCUUUGAUUUGGCGCAAUACACAUCCUUACACCAUUAUCGAUAGUUUCAGAGACAUAACUCAUCCUACCAAGAUUGAGGAAGACGAGAAGUGCGAUCGAACCAUUGUAUUAUCAGGGUAUUUGCGAGGAACCAAUUUCGCAGCGCAAGGCCAAAGGGUUCAUAUACCAGGGCUAGGAGAUUAUUCAGUAUCUGCCAUGGAAGCAUUGCCUGAUCCUUGCCCUACGCCAUUUAUGGACCAAGCCGUAGCCAAAGCAUCUGGGAAAACUGGCAGGCGACGUUUGGACGAGAAGGAAAAGAAACUCCAUGCGCCAAUGUCUGAUAAAAGUGGACUAAAAAUCGACGGAGAUACCGUCUGGAUCACUCGUGAUAAGGGAUUUACUUUCGACGCGGACGCAGAGGAUGAAGAACGCGGGGAGGGAGAAGAAAUGAUCGUUGGUUUACAAGGAGAGAGAAGGCUUUUGGGUGAAACGGAAGAGGGUGUGAGGUUAUUCAGCAAUGGCGAGACUAUCAAAUCACUUCCCCAGGAAGAGGACUCGGGGCGCAAGCAUCAAAGAUCCGCAAGAUUUGUCGACCGUGAUCAAGGUGAGGAUAAUGAGGAUAUCGAAGAUGACGGAGUCGCCAGUGACGAAGAAAUCGAUUCUGGUGAUGAAGCAGAGAUUACUGAAGAAAAGCUGGGAAAAGCAUUCAAAAAAGACAAAGACGAUGCUGGCGGUGAUAUUGAAUUUGCUGACAGUGAUUCGGAUCUUGGUUCCGUAUCUGGCGAUGACGAAGACGAUUCGGAUUCAGGUGAUGAGGAUGGAGGAGCUCGUUGGAAACAGAAUAUGAUGGAAACUGCGCGAAAGCUUCACAGACAAACUAAAUCUUACCGCACUAUAGACCUGGCGAAACUCAUGUACAAUGAGUCUCUUACCCCUACAGAAGUUCUUCGAAGAUGGCGAGGGGAGAUUGAAGAGGAAGAAGAGGACAUUGAAGAGUCUGAUGAUGAAGCUGAAUUCUUCAAAAAGACCGGUAAAGAGGAUGAUGAUGCAAUCAUGGAAGAUCGAGCAAUUCCGUUUCUUGAUUAUGAAGAAUUGGAGUCGAAAUGGUCUGUGGAGGAGAAUAUCGAAGAACUUCGAAACCGUUUUGCUACAGCUGAAUUAUUGAAAGGGAAGGGUAAGGGCAAUGGCAGCGGUAGUGAUGAUGAUGAUGAUGAAGAAGAUAAGGAGGACGAAGAUGAUGAGGGUGAUGGAGAGUUUCGAGAUCUGGAAACUGGGGAGGAACACAAAGCAGACGAGCCUGAAGACAUCGACGCCGAACGUGAGAAGAAUGCUAGAAGAAAAGAAGAACUCAAAUUGCGAUUCGAGGAAGAAGACCGAGAUGGGUUCAACAACGACAAAGCAAAUGCAAGGCGAGAAGCUGGUGGAGAUGACGAAUUUGGUGAAGAUGAAUGGUACGAUGCACAGAAAGCACAAAUUCAGAAACAACUCGAUAUCAACAAGGACGAGUUUGAGAAUCUCGAUGAAAGUCAAAGGAUUAAUGUCGAGGGUUACCGCGCUGGAAUGUAUGCCAAAAUCGUUAUUGAGGGAGUGGCAUCUGAAUUUGUGACUGGAUUUGAUCCACGAAUGCCAAUCAUCGUUGGAGGUUUGACACCAACCGAAGAUCGAUUUGGGUUUGUACAGGUCAAGAUCAAGAGACACAGAUGGCAUAAGAAGAUUCUGAAAACCAAUGAUCCUCUCGUCAUAUCUCUAGGAUGGAGAAGAUUCCAAACUCUCCCAAUCUACAGUACUUCGGACAAUCGAACAAGAAAUCGUAUGCUCAAGUACACUCCAGAACAUAUGCAUUGUUUCGGUACAUUUUAUGGCCCGUUCAUCGCACCCAACACUGGAUUCUCCUGCUACAGGUCGUUUUCCAGCAAGAACCCUGGUUUCCGAAUUGCAGCUACUGGAACUGUCAUGACAGUUGAUGAAUCUUCCGAGACCGUCAAGAAACUCAAGCUUACUGGUACCCCAUCCAAAAUCUACAAGAAUACUGCUUUCAUUAGAGACAUGUUCAAUACCUCUUUGGAAAUCGCCAAAUUUGAGGGAGCCUCCAUCAAGACUGUCUCGGGUAUUAGAGGUCAGAUCAAACGUGCUUUGGCCAAACCUGAAGGUCAUUUCCGUGCUACUUUCGAGGAUAAGAUCCUCAUGAGUGAUAUCGUAUUCUUACGAGCUUGGUACCCGAUCAAACCUCAUAGGUUUUAUAACCCUGUGACGAAUCUCAUCGGAUGGGAAGGCAUGCGAUUGACUGGUGAAGUCCGUCGUGAUCAAAACCUAGCCACACCAGACCUGAAAAACAGUCAUUACAAACCUGUCGAAAGAGUUGCUCGUCACUUCAAUCCUCUACGAGUACCACGUGCUUUGGCCGCCGAACUCCCAUAUAAGAGUCAAAUUACACAAAUGAAGAAACAAGGCAAGCCGACAUACAUGCAGAAGAGAGCUGUGGUCGUUGGAGGAGAAGAAAAGAAAGCCCGAGAUUUGAUGCAGAAAUUAAUGACGCUGAGAAAUGAAAAGGUGGCGAAGAGAAAUGUCGCAAAUGAGAAGAGGAGAGAGGUAUACAGGAAGAAGGUUGCGGAAAAUGAGGAGAAGAGGGGCGAGAGGGAGAAGAAAGAAAAGCAGGAUUAUUGGAGGAAGGAGGGAAAGAAGAGGAGAGCUGAUACGGAUGGUGGCGGUGGUGCUCCAAAGAGAAGAAGAUAA